UCUCCUACCUCAUUUUCUUUCCUGCUUGCCCUUGCGCGUUAUCUUUCUUCCACAAUGCUGGCAUCUGCCAUUGAACGCCCUACCUACAAGCGCGGCAAGGUGCCGCCUGAAACCCGGCCGCUGCUGCAGAGAAUCCACUGGGUGCACGUCACUCUUCUCUUGUCUACACCGCUGUUGGCGCUGUAUGGCGCUAUGACCACAGAUCUCCAGACCAAGACGCUGGUGCUGAUGGUGGUUGUGUAUCUGAUCUCCGGCCUUGGCAUCACCGCCGGCUACCAUCGCCUGUGGUCGCAUGUGUCGUACGAAGCCUCAUAUCCGCUCCAGGUAUUCCUUGCUCUAGCAGGCUCUGCUGCUGUCCAAGGGUCGAUUUUCUGGUGGUCGCGGGACCACCGCGUUCACCACCGGUACACCGACACAACGCGCGACCCGUACAAUGCGCUCGAGGGCUUCUGGCACUCGCACAUGGGCUGGAUGCUGGUCAAGAAGGACCGUCGUCGUCUUGGAUAUGCUGACACGUCGGACCUGAAGUCAAACCCGCUCGUCCGCUGGCAGCACAAGUACUACCCGCUCUUGGUUCUGACCCUGGGCGUGGCCAUCCCAACCGCCAUUGCUGGCCUUGGCUGGGGAGACUGGCGCGGCGGGUUCUUCUACGCGACUGUCCUGCGCAUGGUUGUCCUUCACCAUGCUACCUUCUGCAUCAACUCGCUGGCACAUACCAUCGGUCGCCAGACGUACGACGAUGCCCAGACUGCUCGCGACUCGUGGAUCACUGCUCUGGUGACCAUGGGCGAGGGCUACCACAACUUCCACCACCAGUUCCCGAACGAUUACCGCAACGCCAUCCGCUUCUACCAGUACGAUCCGACCAAGUGGUUCAUCCGCGCCAUGUCGACACUUGGCCUCGCUUACGAUCUCAAAACAUUCCCGUCCAACGAGAUCGAGAAGGGGUUCAUUGCCAUGCGUAUGAAGGAGCUGAGGCAGCGUGAGGCGCGCGUCAACUACGGCGUGCCCGCAGAGAAGCUUCCACUCAUGACCGAAUCAGAGUUCCUGGGCAAGGUCAGGGAUAGCAAGAAGCAGUGGAUGGUCAUUGAGGGCUACGUCUACGACGUCGCCUCGUUCAUCCACGACCAUCCGGGUGGCAAGGGCCUGAUCAAGAGCGGCGUUGGCAAGGACAUGACCGAGGCCUUCAACGGCGGUGUCUACCAGCACCACAAUGCUGCGCGCAACCUGAUGAACACAUCGCUGCGCAUCGCCCGCCUUGCUCCCCGGGUCAACUAGACAUCUGUGCGUUCCACCAUCUGAAAAUGCAUAUAUCCUGCCUUCAGUUGCAUGGAGUCGUGAGUUCCUGGGGCGUCGAUCAUCGCCAUCCCAG
Linderina pennispora is the source of this 1372-nucleotide messenger RNA. RefSeq lists its product as uncharacterized. Gene Ontology annotation, molecular function: heme binding; stearoyl-CoA 9-desaturase activity; iron ion binding. The transcript has a single exon. NCBI's taxonomy places the organism in Eukaryota, Fungi, Kickxellomycota, Kickxellomycetes, Kickxellales, Kickxellaceae. Gene Ontology annotation, cellular component: endoplasmic reticulum membrane. The record is from RefSeq and is a predicted model, not a curated record. Bases 55 to 1278 code for a protein of 407 amino acids. Gene Ontology annotation, biological process: unsaturated fatty acid biosynthetic process.